Molecule: messenger RNA, 1366 nt
Organism: Gadus morhua (Atlantic cod)
Lineage: Eukaryota; Metazoa; Chordata; Actinopteri; Gadiformes; Gadidae
Gene: nkiras1
Product: NFKB inhibitor interacting Ras-like 1
Exons: 4
Coding region: 137-715 (192 amino acids)
Biological process (GO): Ral protein signal transduction; negative regulation of canonical NF-kappaB signal transduction
Molecular function (GO): GTP binding; GTPase activating protein binding; GTPase activity
Source: RefSeq, a predicted model, not a curated record
UUAUUCCGUGUUUGCACAUGCGCAGUGAGGUACCCGAACUUGCCAAUAACAGCGACCCCACACACUGAAGAAAGGAUGCUCCAGGUCGAGAUGUCUGUGCUGAAAUCUGACAGCGUUAACCUGGACUAGAGUCGAAAUGGGGAAGGGCUGUAAAGUUGUUGUCUGCGGCCAGGCUUCUGUUGGAAAGACUGCUAUCCUGGAGCAGUUACUGUACGGAAACCACACUGUCGGGUCUGAAACCAGUGGAACCCAGGAGGAUGUGUACGUGGCCUCGGUGGAGACGGACCGCGGGGUGAAGGAACAGCUAAGGCUGUACGACACCCGGGGCCUGCAGGACGAACUGGACCUCCCCAAGCACUACUACCUGGUGGCGGACGGCUUCGUGCUCGUCUACAGCGUGGACAGCCUGGAGUCCUUCAAGAAGGUCGACAUACUGAAGAAGGAAAUCGACAAGUCCAGAGAUAAGAAAGAGGUGGCGGUCAUCGUCCUGGGCAACAAGACGGACCUGCGGGAGCAGCGGCAGGUGGACCCCGAGGCGGCGCAGCAGUGGGCGCGCGGCGAGAAGGUGAAGCUGUGGGAGGUGAGCGUGGCGGAGCGCGGCUCCCUCAUCGAGCCCUUCACCACGCUCACCAGCCGCCUCACGCAGCCGCAGAGCAAGUCCGCCUUCCCCCUGCCCGGCCGCAAGAGCAAGGGCACGCCGUCCAACGACCUCUGAACCCCCGGGAACGGCCCCGUCACUCACCCCCCCCACCACCCCCACCCCCACCCCGCCUGGCACUCCACCCCUCUCGCCCGACACUCCAUCCCCCCCCCCCCCCCCCCCCUUGAGCUUGGUCUCGUGAGACGCGGUAGAGUUGGUCCCGACUCGUCCGUUGUGUCGCGAGCCACCCUUUUUAAUUUAACAUGGAAGGCGGUGGUGUCAGGCUUUGAUCAAUGGUGUGGGAUCGGUUAUACCGUUGACCUCGGCGUUAGUUGCACUCCUGCAUUUCUUAGCCUGUUGGGUAGACUUCUGUUGAAAUGGGUAGCAACGUACAGACGGUAGCCUUCCUAACGUUAGAACUACCAUCUAUGGAUAGAUGAUAUUUAUUUUUUAACUAAUUUAUUUUUUAGCACUUUAAUAAACCCACAUUCCUGACGUGUCUAGCAAUGUGAAAAAGCUAAACGGUACUGUGUGAUGUAAAUGCGUUGUGUCCCGAGAACCUGAACAAAAGUUUUUCUACUGGUAGCGAAUGAGCUCGUGUCUUAGCUUAGUAUAAUAACUUUUUUAAGUUGUUUUCAAAUCUUCCUCUGCUGUCCAGCAAUAUUCCUGUGAUCGUUUACAUACUGUAGUGGUUAACAAUGCAUGGAUUAAAAUACUGGCUCUAGA